CUUUUACCAAGGACCCGCCAACAUGGGCCGCGUUCGCACCAAAACCGUGAAGAAGGCGGCCCGGGUCAUCAUAGAAAAGUACUACACGCGCCUGGGCAACGACUUCCACACGAACAAGCGCGUGUGCGAGGAGAUCGUCAUUAUCCCCAGCAAAAAGCUCCGCAACAAGAUAGCAGGCUAUGUCACGCAUCUGAUGAAGCGAAUUCAGAGAGGCCCAGUAAGAGGUAUCUCCAUCAAGCUGCAGGAGGAGGAGAGAGAAAGGAGAGACAAUUAUGUUCCUGAGGUCUCAGCCUUGGAUCAGGAGAUAAUUGAAGUAGAUCCUGACACUAAGGAAAUGCUGAAGCUUUUGGACUUCGGCAGUCUGUCCAACCUUCAGGUCACUCAGCCUACAGUUGGGAUGAAUUUCAAAACGCCUUGGGGACCUGUUUGAAUUUUUUCUGUAGUGCUGUAUUAUUUUCAAUAAAUCUGGCACAACAGCAAAAAAAAAAAAAAAAAAAAAAAAAAGAAA
Molecule: messenger RNA, 508 nt
Organism: Gorilla gorilla gorilla (western lowland gorilla)
Lineage: Eukaryota; Metazoa; Chordata; Mammalia; Primates; Hominidae
Product: small ribosomal subunit protein eS17-like
Exons: 1
Coding region: 23-430 (135 amino acids)
Biological process (GO): translation
Cellular component (GO): ribosome
Molecular function (GO): structural constituent of ribosome
Source: RefSeq, a predicted model, not a curated record